UUCACUAUGAAAUCACUGGUAAAGAGGAAACAUUCUAAUAUGGAAUUCAAGUAUUUCAUCUUAAUUUUGCUUUGUCAAUACCUGAACAGCAUGCUUUUCUCAGAGACAGAAGCAAUUACAACAGAGCAGCAACCACAGUCUACCUUGCUUACAUCAUCAGUGUUAUAUGUUGCAACUAAUUCUCAAAACGCAGCUACAGCACGGAAUGCUUUGAGUCAAACAACACAAUUCAGCAACACUCCUUCUGGACAACAACUACCAUCUGCCCAAACCACUCCUGGACAACCAACACCAGCUGCUUAUGGCUCUCCAAGACCACCUGCCUAUAACAUCAGCAGACAAGCGAUAUCAACAGCCAACAACUCCUUCCCACAAACAUCACUACCUGGGUUCACUUCGGCCAAUCAAGCAUCAUCUUCUUCCCACAAUUCCACCAGACAACCACCAAGAUCGCUUCCUUACACUUCCACACAACAGCCACCACUGCCUGCCUCUACCCCUUCUGAAAAGCCAGUACUACAGACUAUUGACAAUCAACCUACAAAGUUAUCACCUACUUAUUUACCUAGGACUGACAAUUUACCAAAGAAUACACCCUCACCACCUGUUACCCCAAAACCAAAGAGUGGCAACGGAAUUGCACAAAAUGCAAUAGCUGCCAUAUUAAUUGGUACAAUUAUGAUUUCUAUGUUGGUAGCUAUAUUCAUGCUUAUACUGUGGAAAUACUGGAGGAAACCAGUUGUCAAUGAUCAAAACUGGGCGGGCAGGUCUCCAUUUGCUGAUGGAGAAACCCCAGACAUGUGUAUGGGUAACAUUAGAGAGAGUGAGGUACCCACAAAACGCUCAUCAGUUGUUUCACUUAUGACCUGGAAACCAAGCAAAAGCACAUUGUUAGCAGAUGAUUUGGAAGUUAAGCUGUUUGAAUCAAGUGAACACAUUAAUGAUACCAACAACCUCAAAACUGAGAAUGCAAAAGAUCAAGUAAAUGGUUUAUCAGAAGACAGUGCUGAUGGGUCAACAAUUGGUACAGCUGUGUCUUCUUCAGAUGAUGCAGAUCUGCCCCUGCCACCUCCCCUUCUGGAUGUGGGUGGGAACCUAUCAGACAAGCCCACAAUGAGAAUUGAUUCUCUUUUACCAAAUGAUUCUACCAAUCUCCAACCAUUUCCACACAGUCUAAAUCAAGUGUGUGAAGAUGAUAAUUCCACGAUCAAACAGUCAUUUCCGCCACCCCCUGACUCAGUUACCUCACCUCUGUCAGCAGUAGAUUCUAUAAACAAUCAAGAGUGCAAACAAGAGACUAGCCCGGAGUUCUCUACUCCUGACUCCUACCAAGAUCUCACUGACUCCCUGCCACCUCCACCUCCAGAGCUACUGUAAAGCGACAGUUUACAUUCUAGCCUGUCAUCCAUCCUGAGAUGACGCAGUCCCAUUCC
Molecule: messenger RNA, 1433 nt
Organism: Acomys russatus (golden spiny mouse)
Lineage: Eukaryota; Metazoa; Chordata; Mammalia; Rodentia; Muridae
Gene: Evi2b
Product: ecotropic viral integration site 2B
Exons: 1
Coding region: 7-1377 (456 amino acids)
Biological process (GO): regulation of stem cell division; positive regulation of neutrophil differentiation
Source: RefSeq, a predicted model, not a curated record